Messenger RNA from Prunus armeniaca (apricot), 1701 nucleotides. NCBI's taxonomy places the organism in Eukaryota, Viridiplantae, Streptophyta, Magnoliopsida, Rosales, Rosaceae. The record is from the annotation of a GenBank genome assembly.
AUGAACUGUAAGAUGGAACAUGAAGAUGAUGUUAGAGUGAACGCGGAAGGGUUUGAAUCUGACCCAAAGAGGCAAAAACGGAAUGGGCAUUCAUCUCCUUCCUCUUCACCACCUCCACCUGCCUCUGAAGGCUCCCUUCUUCCUGGUUUUAAUUACGGCGAUGAGGAUGACGAGGACAACCAGAGAAGGCCACCUGUUGAUGGCUACAGAGGGGAUGGUGGUGAUAAUCAAAGGGAUAUAAAAAGUGGGGUUGAAGUUGAAGAAGAAGAAGAAGAAGAUGAUGAUGAUGAUGAUGAUCUUGAACAAGGACUUUACAGGCGGAGCCGUGAAAUUGAGGUUAGGAGGGAUUGUCCAUAUCUUGACGCUGUUAAUCGCCAGGUUUUGGAUUUUGAUUUUGAGAAGUUUUGUUCUCUGUCUCUGUCAAAUUUGAAUGUGUAUGCAUGUUUAGUUUGUGGGAAGUAUUACCAAGGAAGAGGGAAGAAGUCCCAUGCAUAUACGCAUAGCCUUGAAGCUGGACACCAUGUUUAUAUCAAUCUUCGAACAGAGAAAGUAUAUUGCCUUCCGGAUGGAUAUGAAAUCAGUGACCCGUCAUUGGAUGACAUUAGACAUGUCCUGAACCCAAGGUUUACUGAGGAACAAGUUGAGCAGAUUGACAAAAACAAGCAAUGGUCUAGGGCACUUGAUGGUUCUGAUUACCUUCCUGGAAUGGUGGGGCUCAAUAACAUUAAGGAGACUGAUUUUGUCAAUGUCACAAUUCAAUCUUUAAUGAGAGUCACUCCACUAAGAAACUUCUUCCUCAUUCCUAAGAAUUAUCAACAUUGCAAGUCUCCGCUUGUUCAUCGAUUUGGGGAGCUCACGAGAAAGAUAUGGCAUGCACGGAACUUCAAAGGACAGGUGAGCCCACAUGAGUUCCUGCAGGCAGUUAUGAAAGCCAGUAAGAAACGGUUUCGAAUAGGAGCGCAAUCUGACCCAGUUGAAUUCAUGUCAUGGCUGCUUAAUACACUGCAUGCAGACCUUAGAACUUCGAAGAAAGAUAGCAGCAUCAUCUAUGAGUGCUUUCAGGGGGAACUGGAGGUUGUGAAGGAGAUUCCUAAGAAAGGUAUUGAGAAGAAAGAAAAUGGUGAUGACCAGAAUACAGAUGUUGUGACUGAAAAUAAUGGCAUUGUCAAGGAAAGGUACAAAAUGCCUUUCUUAAUGCUUGGAUUGGAUUUGCCCCCACCACCUCUUUUCAAAGAUGUUAUGGAAAAAAAUAUCAUACCCCAGGUUCCACUGUUCAAUAUUUUGAAGAAAUUUGAUGGGGACACUGUGACUGAAGUGGUCCGACCUCGCAUAGCAAGGAUGAGGUAUCGAGUCACCCGAUUACCGCAGUAUCUUAUUCUCCACAUGCAGCGAUUUACCAAGAACAACUUCUUUGUGGAAAAGAAUCCGACUUUAGUCAACUUUCCUGUGAAGAACCUUGAAUUGAAAGACUACAUCCCCUUGUCAACCCCCAAAGAGAAUGAGAGAUUGCGUUCAAAGUAUGAUUUGAUCGCCAACAUUGUUCAUGAUGGCAAACCUGGUGAAGGUUCAUACAGGGUAUUUGUACAGAGAAAGUCCGAAGAAUUAUGGUAUGAGAUGCAGGAUCUUCAUGUUUCAGAAACUCUUCCCCAGAUGGUUGCCCUUUCUGAGACUUAUAUGCAGAUAUAUGAGCAGCAGCAGUAA